CGUAUUAACGAGAUAGAACACCUUGGGCUUUCUGUGAGUGUUGUAUUGAAAUUCAUUGCAUUGUUUUGCUUUUUUAUCUCGUUCUUUGUCUUUAGAACAGCACUGUAUCUUGUCUUUUAUUUCUUUUGUAUUAUGUUGUCUGUGACCGGUGCCUACAGAAGGGACUGCACAGCCGGGACAGAACACAGAACAGAAGUUCAUCGAGAAAAAGCCAUUUUCCCAAUGGCUUUAAAUUCCACACAGUCCACAGAAAGGUCUUCUUCCGAUACUGGAAGAAGUGCUGAUAGAGACUGGCCUGAUUUCGUUUGCGGUGCUGGUGCAGCAGCCACAAAUAUUAUCGUAACUUUUCCCGCCUACAAAGUGAUGUUUCGACAGCAAGUGGAAGGAUUAAGAUUUCGCAAGGCGUUAAGACAGGUCCUAAGAGAAGGUGUUUCAAACCUUUAUCGGGGAGUUGGACCUCCGUUGAUGCAAAAAGGGACUUCAUUAUCUAUUAUGUUUGGCGCCUACCACAAGUUUCAAAAAGAACUCUCUCGGAAUUUCACUGGCAUGGCUUCAGUUACGACAAAUGCCUUGGCCGCAAUGCUAGCUGGAACUAUGGAAGCAAUCUUAACGCCAUUUGAACGAGUGCAAACGUUACUGUCUCAUCGUGGCCAUAAUGAGAGGUUCGUCAACACAUUUCAUGCGUUUAAGGUUGUAGGGAUGCAAUAUGGUUUCCGUGAAUAUUACCGUGGUCUCACGCCUAUACUGUGUAGAAAUGGACCUUCUAAUGUGUUAUUUUUCGGCCUGCGGGGUCCAAUAAAAUCCAUGUUACCUGAAGCAAAGACUAAUAUUGGCAAUGCAGCCAAUGAUUUUGUGAGUGGAGCAGUUUUAGGAGCUUGUCUGAGUACUUUCUUCUUUCCAGUUAAUGUUGUUAAAAGCCACAUGCAAAAACAGCUUGGUGGAGAGUUCGUGAGCUGUCUCAGAGCUUUCACUGUGGUUUUCAAUGAGCGGGACAGGAGAGUACGGCGCUUGUUUUAUGGAGUACCGCUCAACUACACAAGGGCUUUAUUGUCUUGGGGAAUGAUCAACUGUACGUAUGAACUUUUGAAGAAGUUGAUUUGUUAUGGAAAUUUUCUUAGUAACAAGAAAUAUGCAAAGACAUAGUUAGCAUGAUGNGGGUUGAUUAUUACAGUGCGACAAUUCAAACCAGACCACCUGGAAGAAAACUAACCAAUCAAAACGUAAACUGAGAACAAUGGUCUGUUUGACGUGAAAACAUAACAAAAUCAACUCCUCCACAUUAUAUACACUCUUAGAGAUUCAGUCCUUCAUCGCAAAUUAUAUCAUAACAAUAUUAUUACGAAUCUCGCUCGAAAAAUGUAGCUUGAAAAUUCAUUGUAUGACAACUAAACCAAAACCAUUCAAAAGCAUACAAAAUCAAGGAUUUAUUUGAAACUAACCAAUCAACAAAUUGCAAAGUUUCCUGAGAGUUUCACUUUGCACUUUGUUGGGUGUUCAAUUUUGUUAAGAACUACGAUGUUUGUAUUCUUCAAUGUUAUUGGUUUAUUUCAGAAAAAGAUUGCCAUCUUUUGUUCUCAAGUAACAUUCUGAUUGGUUAACUCUUUUCCAAGUGAUCCGGUUUGAGUAGUCGCAUUGCAAUGUCUCUUUUUACAUUAUUUUCAUGACAUGCUAAUUAACUGACAUAAUUAGCUGGAAUGUAGCCCUCAUGAAUGCAUUAAUUUGGCUUCUCAUCCAGUGAAUCCAGUGAAGGGAUGCUUGACAACAGCAAAUAAUAUUAAAUCAAAAGAUUGUAUGACAAGAAAGGAUUGUGACUAAGAUUGUGUGAUGAGCAAAAACCCUACAUAAAAUGAGACCUACAAUGUUAAAAUUAUUAGAGGAACUUAUUUUUAUAUGUUAGCAUCUGUUAGAUGCAUAAUAUGCAAUUGUUUACACAUGUACAUGUGUAUGUAGCUCACAGUGACGAAACUGUUUUUUGUGGCUUUGCGUGCCUGUCAUGUAGCCACUUGUUGGUUAUGCAGUGAAUUUUUUCCAGUAUAUUUUAUAAAAUUUAAUCAUUGUAACGUGCACUUUUAAUGGUUGUGUAUUCAUUUUGCAUCAGACUGCAAUGCAUGAUGCAUUUUGCUGCCUUAUUUUUAAGAUAUGGCUGCUUCUUGUUAAAGGCUGGUUUUCUUUAAUGAAGAAGUUGCAGUCGGCAUCUUAAUCAUGAGCACAGCAUGAUACAAUCUAGUUAAAACCAAACCUACAAAGUCAGAAGAAGAACACUGAUUCUGCUUAUGGCUUCAUGGCAUAUGAUCUAGUGAAAACUCCAUUGUCAGAGUCAAAGAAAAAAUGCUUUUUUUCAUUUGGAGCUUCCUAUCAAGACAUGCAGACAGAAUCGAUUACUGAAUUACUUCACUUAAUUUCUUCUCUCCUCUGGGAGAAUAGGGCCAAAAUAUGUGUCCUUACCCUAGUCUGAUACACCUACCAAAUUUCAAAAUGCAUUGUAGAUGUUGCUCUCUAACAAAAAGAAUUUGCGAAUCUUGCCUUUAGCCAUUACAAUAGAACCCUGCCUUACAGCCGACCCACUCCUAUGGCCACCUCGUUAGUCAGUCAUUUUCUUAUAUAUUUUGAAGAACCCCUUUAAUACAGCCACCCAGUUAAUAUGGUCAGAUUUUUGUUGUUCUUUGGUGACCAGAUUAAUGGGGUUCCACAAUAUUUCUAAUGAGCAGUGAUGGAAUGUGUCUCCUUAACCACUUAAAUAAUAGCAUAAAAGAGACUGGUCACUAGGAAUAUUACUUUCCAUAUGAAGCUUAAUUGGAUUAUGCGAAUAAUAUUCUUCUAUUUAAAAGAUUGUGAAACUAUUGUAAAGAAAAUGUACACUGUAUAAUUUGUAUUACAUGUAUCAAUAUUAUUUAUGCCCUUUUAAAGAAAUUCUUCUUGAUGACAUUUUCAACAAAAGAAAUGUACAAUGAUGAAAUGAAUUUGAAAAUUGACUACAUGGUGAUUAAGAUAUUAAAUUGUAAGGGGGAUCGACAAACUGGCAUAAUUUAUUAUGAAGAUAUUCAUAAGGAGUCUUGAAGGGGGAGGGGUGGGGGUGGGUUUAGCCUGUUCCUCAGAAAUAAACCAUUUUACGGUUGUCUGCUAAGUGACCUGGCCUUUGAAUGGCAGCGAGGCUGGAGGUGUCCUUAGACUCGGUGGAAAAAGGGCGUUGGUAAUUUUUUGUCAAAAGUGAACUCUCUUUGUUAUAUGGGAAUACUUCCAC
Messenger RNA from Orbicella faveolata, 3241 nucleotides. RefSeq names its product mitochondrial nicotinamide adenine dinucleotide transporter SLC25A51-like. Gene Ontology annotation, cellular component: mitochondrion. NCBI's taxonomy places the organism in Eukaryota, Metazoa, Cnidaria, Anthozoa, Scleractinia, Merulinidae. The record is from RefSeq and is a predicted model, not a curated record. Gene Ontology annotation, molecular function: NAD transmembrane transporter activity.